AACUUUUAUCUUAUCUUUCUCAUUGCAAUAAAGGAGAAUCUCUUGUUACCAAAACACAUGAAUUUAAUUAUAGAAACAAACCUUAUAGUGAAUGAUUUAUUUUCGAGUGGAAAAUCAGAAUGAAUGUAAGAAUGCUACAACGUUUCAAGAAAAUUAAAGACGUUACGAGUAGUGUUUUAAGUGUCUUCAGUGUUGAGACAAAUCACCUACAUACAUACCCAAAUUUUACCAAGAAUACCUUCGAUGUUGACAGGGGUCCUUACAGAAGCUUAGAAGAACAUCAUUUGACAUAUUUCAGGGAUGUAUUAGGAGAAAAUGGAUUGGUAGUAGAUCUGUGCGAUUUAGAAAAAUAUAACGUAGAUUUCAUGAAGCAUCUGAGAGGUGGCAGCACCCUGGUCUUAAGGCCCACAGCUACUGAACAGGUAUCGAAAAUCUUGUCUUUUUGCAACCACCAUCACCUGGCAGUGUGCACGCAGGGUGGUAAUACUGGAAUUUGUGGAGGUGCCACUCCAAUAUUCGACGAAAUAAUCCUCUCCAUGGAAUUGAUGAACAAAAUAAUACACUUGGAUGAACUUUCAAGCGUUCUCACUUGUGAAGCUGGAUGUGUACUGGAAAAUCUGGAUCACUAUUUGAACGAAAGGAAUCUCAUGAUGCCCAUUGACCUAGGGGCCAAAGGAUCCUGUCAUAUUGGUGGAAAUAUAUCCACAAAUGCAGGGGGUAUAAGACUGUACAGAUACGGUAAUCUUCAGGGAAAUAUUCUCGGACUGGAAGUAGUCAAGGCGAACGGAGAAAUCCUCAACUGUAUGAAUACCCUGAAAAAAGAUAACACGGGAUUUCACCUGAAACAUUUGUUCAUCGGUUCUGAAGGAACUCUGGGAAUAAUCACUAAAGCUGCAAUACAGUGCGUUCCAAAACCCAAGUCCGUUAAACUCUUGUUUUUGGGCGCACAAAACUUCACAAAGAUUCUGAAGGCCUUCAAUAAAGCCAGACACGAUUUGGGAGAGAUAAUUUCAGCUGUUGAAGUUAUGGAUCAUCAAACGAUGGAGAUGGUGGAAGAAUAUACAGAUUUAUCUUCCCCAAUUGGACGAUAUCCCAUUUAUUUGAUCAUAGAGACCUCAGGAAGCGACGAGACUCAUGACGAAGAAAAACUCAAUCGCUAUUUCGAAAGCUGUAUGGAUAAGCAUUUCAUUUUGAAUGGUGUGGUUGCCUCAUCUACAACACAAAUACAGAAGCUGUGGAGUAUACGAGAAAAGAUAGCUGAAAGCUUUUACAAAGACGGUUAUGUCUUCUCCUACGAUAUUUCUCUACCUUUGCCCAGCUAUUAUGAUUUUGUCACGGAAAUGAGACACUAUAUGGGAGAAAAAUCACACAGAGUUUUCGGUUUCGGCCAUUUAGGUGAUGGAAAUCUGCAUCUGCAAAUUUCGGUGAAAGAGUUUUCCAAAGAAAUCCUGGAUUACAUCGAACCGCACAUAUAUAAAAGAGUGGAAGAAUUGAAAGGAAGUAUAAGUGCAGAACAUGGUAUAGGUUUCUUGAAGAGAAAAUAUCUACCGAUGAUAAAGUCCAGUGUGAAUAUAUCUACGAUGAGGAAUUUGAAGAAUCUAAUGGACCCCAAAGGAAUAUUGAAUCCAUAUAAAGUAUUAUGAAAUGAAACGAAAUUAUGAACCUGGAUUGAAGAGAUAUACCUAUUCUGAAUAAGGAUAUAAAAAUGCUUCAAAAUGUUACCAGUGAAAUAUUCUAUGAAUAAAUCAAUUAUCACUUA
Molecule: messenger RNA, 1759 nt
Organism: Coccinella septempunctata (seven-spotted ladybird)
Lineage: Eukaryota; Metazoa; Arthropoda; Insecta; Coleoptera; Coccinellidae
Product: D-2-hydroxyglutarate dehydrogenase, mitochondrial-like
Exons: 8
Coding region: 120-1643 (507 amino acids)
Cellular component (GO): mitochondrion
Molecular function (GO): FAD binding; catalytic activity
Source: RefSeq, a predicted model, not a curated record